Messenger RNA from Pelobates cultripes (western spadefoot toad), 423 nucleotides. The record is from the annotation of a GenBank genome assembly. Lineage: Eukaryota; Metazoa; Chordata; Amphibia; Anura; Pelobatidae.
AUGAAGCAGCUAUACAUGGUAUCAGAGAGGUGGGCGCCGCCACGGAGAGGGCACGCCAGAGAGCUGGGCGCCGCCACGGAGAGGGCACGCCAGAGAGCUGGGCGCCGCCACGGAGAGGGCACGCCAGAGAGGUGGGCGCCGCCACGGAGAGGGCACGCCAGAGAGGCGGGCGCCGCCACGGAGAGGGCACGCCAGAGAGGCGGGCGCCGCCACGGAGAGGGCACGCCAGAGAGGCGGGCGCCGCCACGGAGAGGGCACGCCAGAGAGGCGGGCGCCGCCACGGAGAGGGCACGCCAGAGAGGUGGGCGCAGCCACGGAGUGGGCACGCCAGAGAGGUGGGCGCACCCACGGAGUGGGCACGCCAGAGAGGUGGGCGCAGCCACUGAGGUAGGUACGGCCACUAGGGUCACGCCAGAAAGGUAG